Molecule: messenger RNA, 2689 nt
Organism: Nicotiana tabacum (common tobacco)
Lineage: Eukaryota; Viridiplantae; Streptophyta; Magnoliopsida; Solanales; Solanaceae
Source: RefSeq, a predicted model, not a curated record
CUCAAUGAACACUUCGAUCUCCAGGUUUGAUGUUCUAUCUUCGAGCUCGAUCUCGAUCUAUUAUGAGGUUACCCUCGGAAAAACUUCCCUGCCAACGAAAUCGGGUAUGCCUGAUUUCGACCGUAUACAGAUAGUCCCCUCGUCUUUUGGAAUGUAACGAGAAGAAACGAAUUUGAGACUUCGAUUUAAUACCUCGAUCAAUUAUGAUGUCAACAUCGUGACGUAAGUGAUAGAAGCGAUUGAAGCGUCGUGUCUGCACAGUUUUCAAGGUCAUUAAUUAACGCCAGUUGAUGGUCGGCCACCAGUGCUUUCAAACCAUCAAAGUGGCUAUUAUAAAUAGACCACCUUCAUAAUCUUCUCAAACUUUAGUUUCAAACUUCUUCUAAUCUUCAAAAUCUCUUCUAUUCUCUUCAAGUUCAUCAACUUUGCCAGUUUUAGUUUGCCAAUCUCUUAUUAAAAGACCGUUCCUCAAGAGAAAAAGGCCUUCUCAUCGCAGCCGGCCGAUGAUAAAAUAUUGGUGGAGCCACGUAUCGAAGAGUGUAUCCCCGGGCCAUGUGAACUUACUUCCGACUUUAAAGUCGAAAAACUCUCUUCGGUUCCUGGCCGAUGCGAGCCCAUGUCUAGAUACAUCUGUUCGAUAUCCGAAGGCGAUCUCGAGCAGGUGAAAAAAGACUGCCACUUGGAGAAUAAAGAGGUGGUGAUUCCUGCCCCCGAGGAGGACAUCACCACUCAUGUGAAAGGGUUCUUAAGUAUGUAUACUUACCCUUUCACAUUGGGUUCCGUCGAUCCUGUCAUAAUCGACUUCUGCCGCCAAUACCGGGUAACCCUAGGCCAAAUCUACCCCUCUUUUGGCGUAUUGUCAUUUUGCUCAGAUUCUUCUCAAGCAAGGUCGAGGGGAUUUCUUUCACCCUCGAUCAUCUCAUUAGGCUAUACAGCCCCCGCCUUUAUCGGGGCGGACUGAUAAGGCUUCAGUGCUGGGCCACGAAGAUAUUGUUCUCAAGCAUAGAUGAGGACAAGGACCGAGGAUGGAUGGACCGGUUUGUCCGAGUCAGGACCUCCGACUUAAUCCCCGCCGAGAAGAUGCCAUUCCCCGAAGAAUGGAACAUGAAGCCUUCCCCCUGGUUUCCUGUUGUAGUCCCGGACCUUGCAGGUUGGGUUCGACAACUGGUUUCAACCUUUUCGUAUGCUGAGCGCUCGUGGCGCGAUUUGGCUAAGGGUCGAUGGGACGCCAAAAAUCAUGGUCCUGGAGACAAUGUCGUCAUGAGGCCGCCUCCCCCCGGGGAAGAGGAGGUCCUGAAGCCAACCAAAGACAACAAAAGGAGAAGGGCCUCACCUCCAGAUACCCCAAAGCCCAAGAAAAGUAGGGCUCGAAAGUCGAAGACUGAUCCCGCCGUUCUGUCUGCUGAUGUAGUCCAAACACUACGAGAUGAAGAUGAGGAGGGAGAAGAUGCCGACUACCUACUGGUGGCUUGGAAGAGGGGAGGCAUCGAAGCUUCGAGAACUACUGAGCCUAUGACAGUCGAGGAGGUUCAGCCGCAGACCGAGAUAAUCUCGGAGGAAGGUCCGAGCAGAGUCCCCGAGUCAUCGGGUGUUGAUGAUGCCUCCUACCGUGAUGAGCAACCGGCCCAAAGGGUCUAGUUCUGAAGCCCUUCAAAGAGAAGAGAAUGCCCCAAGUGAAUCGCUCGAUGCAAUUAACAUUGAUGAUUCGCCGCCCGGCCCCACGUUCUUUGAGGGGCAGUUUUGGGAUGCCCGGUCCAUGGGGACCCCCGAUGUGGGGACAGCCCCUGAAGGGUAUGAUAUAUUCUACGGCUGCUUUACGGGAGUCGAUGAUGUUCCCGACCUGAACGCAUCACUCAUUUUCUAUGAGGCUCAACGGCUUCUGAACCAAGCUACAGCGCUCCAUCGAGAAGCGUCCUCCAAAUACCGAGCUGAGCUGGCCCGAUGUGAGGCUGAUCUCAAAAAGCUUACGGAGGAGAGAGACGCCCUCAAACUCCUCUAUGUGCAAAAAGAAGAGGAGAUCAUGAGUAUUCAAACCGAGCUGACAAGAGCUCAUCAAGAUCAGACCAAGCUCAUUGAAUGGGUUCAGCAGAAGGCCGAAUUAGUUGAGCAGCUUCGUGAGGAGGCCAAGAUGAAAGAUGCAGAGACUUUGGGGUAGAAGUAGAACAUGGACCGUCUCGCCUCGGAGAAACAUGUGGUUCGGGCCCAACUGUCUUCGGUAGAGCGUCAACUCCAAAGUGUGGAGGAGGAGAACUUGGCCCGAGCCCAGAAGGUUGAAGAGCUUGAGACUCGGUUGGCCGUUGAGCUUGCAAGGGCCACAUCCGAGGCAGAGGCGCUCGUGGCCUCCUACCGUGCCGACGCUGAAGCCGCUAACACUCAGGUUAAGGAAAUUUCUGACGCUGCGGAGGUUAGAUUGUCCCGUGUUGCCGAGCAUGCUAGGCCCCUGUCUCGAAGACAGACUCUUGAGGAGGUACAUGCUCAUGGCUUCGACCUCACAACUGAUAUCGAGAGUGAGAAGGUUUUGGAGGACGAGGUCGGAGCUUUACUUUCCGAUGAUGAAGACUCUACGAGUGGAUCCGAGAGCGGAGGAGAUGAAGAUGAAGCUCCCGAAGAUGCUGCUCCUGAGGCGGACUAGGCACUUAGGAUUUAUUCUCCUUUUUUUUGUGUAAGACCAUGUGUGGUAUUUGUAAAU